CGUUGCACGUCUUUCGUGACCGUGAGUGCUAGAACUGCUAGGCGGUUUGAAUUGAACAGAAGUACGGUGAGCAGCGAAUUCAGUGGGUGUUCCUGCGGUACGGUAGCGUGUCGCGCUCACGGCUGUUUACUCUUUUGCUCCUUCCCGUCAACAUUCUCAUCGCGGUUCUUUUUCUCACGGACACGGAAGAACGAGAAUACAAUUGAGAACCGAUCGAGUAAUAACGUAAAGCAGUGCGCAUCGGUCAUUGAAGUAUACGAUAAACGCGCGAAUCUCUGCCGGCCGGUAUUGCCGGUAACGUGAUUUUGGGAGGGCGAAAGCGUAGGUCGGGAUCGACGACACGACAGCCGCAAAACCUGUCUGUCUGAUAACCACACACGGCGUCAUCGAGAGUUUUUCACCACGUUCGACGGUGAUACGACAGCGGGUUUGUUCGCCACUGCGAUUACAUCGAUUGCAUGAUGUCGAAUGAGGAGGAGAACACUAUACCGAAUGUGAUAUACGACAAGAACACCGGCAAGAGUUAUAUUAAGGGCCGGUUCUUUGGGAAGGGUGGAUUUGCAAAAUGUUACGAAAUCACAGAGUCAAAGUCUCACCAGGUAUUCGCGGGGAAAAUCGUGCCAAUGUCACUGAUGGCGAAACACAAUCAAAGAGAGAAAAUGACACAAGAGAUUGCGAUUCACCAGAGCUUGAAUCACAGGCACAUCGUUGGCUUUCACGGUUUCUUCGACGAUAACAAAAAUAUUUACAUCAUCCUGGAACUCUGUCGCAAGAGGUCGAUGAUGGAACUGCACAAGCGCAGGAAAGCGCUGUCGGAAUGCGAAACACGAUACUUUAUGAAGCAAAUUUUAGAUGGAGUUUUUUAUCUGCAUCAAAACAAAAUAAUUCACAGGGAUUUAAAAUUAGGCAAUUUGUUUUUGAAUGACGAUUUGCAAGUCAAGAUCGGUGAUUUCGGAUUGGCGGCCAAAUUGGUGCACGACGGUGAACGGAAAAAAACUGUUUGUGGUACUCCAAAUUACAUUGCUCCAGAAGUGCUCACGAAAAUUGGGCAUUCUUACGAAGCUGAUAUAUGGAGUAUUGGUUGCAUAAUGUAUACCCUACUUGUGGGCAAGCCGCCUUUCGAGACGUCAAGCCUGAAGGAGACAUAUUCAAGGAUUAAACAAGUGCAGUACAAGACACCGCAACAUAUUAGUAAACCUGCCAUGAAUAUGGUGGCAAACAUGUUACAAUUGAAUCCUUCAAAACGUCCAUCCGUCGCUAGACUAAUGAGAGACACAUUUUUUACUUCUGGAUACAUGCCAACGAGUUUGCCGCUUUCAUGUCUGACAAUGGCACCACGUUUGGAUAUGCUCGAAUCACACUGCAAUCGUAGACCACUCGGUGAGAUGAACCUCAACGGUUACACGGAGCAAGAGAUCCUUUCCUGCCGAGUGCCGAACAGUCCAUCACGAAAAAUUAAAUCUAAUGAAAUUACUAAUGAGCCACAGAGAGUCAAUCUCGAUAUCAGGACGAUGCUUCAGACGUUGAAAGAGCAGAUAGGUAUCGUGUUGAAAAGUAAGCCUGCUAGGGAGACAAUUUCUUCAGCAGAUGAAUUGACUGAUCCGGCAGCGCAACCUGUGAUUUGGAUCAGUAAGUGGGUAGACUACUCGGAUAAGUAUGGUUUCGGAUAUCAGUUGUCUGAUGAUAGCGUCGGCGUGAUGUACAAUGACGGCACGCGGUUGAUUAUGAUGGCGAAUGGUUACAAUAUUCAUUAUAUCAAUCGCGAGGGCGAGGAGUUGUACUACACGGUUAAGGAUUGUCCCAUUAAUCUCGAAAAGAAAAUGAAACUGAUGAACUUCUUUAUGAAAUACAUGAAUGAGCACCUGAUGAAGGCGGGUGGCUCUAUCGCAGUGAAACAAAGUGACUCUCUCUCUAGAAUACCUUACAUACACCAGUGGUUUAGAACUCAGACAGCUGUGGUAAUGCAACUGACCAAUGGCACAGUGCAAAUCAACUUCCUGGAUCAUGCAAAGAUCAUUAUGUGUCCAUUGAUGACGGCAGUUACCUAUAUCGAUCACGACAAGAACUUUAAGACUUACAGAUUCCAGACCAUUCAGGAAAAUGGUUGCUGUAAAGGAUUGGCUGACAAUCUAUUGUACGCGUACGAGAAGAUCAAACUGAUGCUGCAGAAUUCUCAUGCCCGAUAAAAAUGAUAAUAAAAUUAUCUCUGCCACGGAAAAACGAGAAAGAAAGAAGAGAAAUAGCAAGUGCCUUUCUUAGCACUAUAAAUUUAGAGGAACGCGACAUAUAUGUAUUUAUUUUCUGAUAGCGUUGUUUUGUAGCAAAAGAGAGAAAGAGA
Molecule: messenger RNA, 2338 nt
Organism: Trachymyrmex septentrionalis
Lineage: Eukaryota; Metazoa; Arthropoda; Insecta; Hymenoptera; Formicidae
Gene: polo
Product: serine/threonine-protein kinase polo
Exons: 7
Coding region: 459-2186 (575 amino acids)
Biological process (GO): protein phosphorylation; mitotic cell cycle; regulation of cytokinesis
Cellular component (GO): cytoplasm; spindle pole; centrosome
Molecular function (GO): protein binding; ATP binding; protein serine/threonine kinase activity
Source: RefSeq, a predicted model, not a curated record